This is a messenger RNA of Aspergillus pseudotamarii, 666 nucleotides long. RefSeq names its product SDR family NAD(P)-dependent oxidoreductase. The record is from RefSeq and is a predicted model, not a curated record. Lineage: Eukaryota; Fungi; Ascomycota; Eurotiomycetes; Eurotiales; Aspergillaceae. The coding region runs from base 1 to 666 and encodes 221 amino acids. The transcript has 3 exons. Gene Ontology annotation, molecular function: oxidoreductase activity.
AUGUCACCGAAAGUCGCACUGAUAACUGGGGCAUCGCGAGGCGUUGGGGCCGCCGUCGCUCAUGCGCUCGCCGCCGACGGCGAUACCAGUAUUAUGCUAAACUAUGGAUCCAACCCAGAGCCCGCAGAAAGGCUUAUUCAAGAACUAAACGCCUUGAGAGAUAAUGAUACUCUGUCGGCAGAAUCCCCUCCAUUUCAGGCUCUAAAAGCAGACAUGGCAGAUAGAGCUGAUAUUUGUCGGUUGGUGAACCAAACGGUUCAGGAGAUGGGCCGUUUGGAUAUCGUGGUCUCGAAUGUUGGCUGGACACGAAUGACAGAUUUUGCGAAUCUUGACGAAGCCGACGAUGAGGCUGACUGGGAUCGGUGCUUUAACAUGAAUGUUAAGAGCCAUUUUUUCCUAUUCCAGGAAUGCAGGAAGUAUCUAGAGAAGACCCAGGGGGCGUUUAUUGCUACAGCGAGUGUUGCUGGCGUCAAGCCAAGCGGUAGCUCCUUGCCGUAUGCUGUAACGAAAGCUGCUCUUAUCCAUCUCGCCAAAAGCCUGGCAGCCAUUGCAGCGCCAAACAUUCGAGUAAAUACAGUCUCACCCGGUGUCUUGCUCACGUUCCUUGCGAACUCCAAAUCCAUUACUGGGAUGAAUGUCGUCAUCGAUGCUGGGUUCUUACUGUAG